This is a messenger RNA of Prorocentrum cordatum, 2957 nucleotides long. NCBI's taxonomy places the organism in Eukaryota, Dinophyceae, Prorocentrales, Prorocentraceae. The record is from the annotation of a GenBank genome assembly.
GCGGGGGCUCGCCGUGUCGGCGCUGGCCGAGGCCGAGGAGGCUCGCGCCGCCGCGGACGGGGACGUGGUGCGGGUGCACUAUGGGCUCGCUGGAGGACGGCACCGUCUUCGACUCCUCCGAGGGCAGGGCCCCCUUGAGCUUCACGCUCGGGCGGCGGCAGGUGGUGCCCGGCUUCGAGGGCGCCGUGCGCGGGCUGCGCCCCGGCGAGAAGGUGUCAGUGACCCUGCCGCCGGAGCAGGCCUACGGAGAGCGCCGCGAGCAGCUGGUCCUCACCAUCGACAAGGACAGGGCGCCGCAGGGGCUCGAGGUCGGAGCGCAGGUGCAGAUGCAGGCCGCCAGCGGGCAGGCCGUGCAGGCCACGGUGGUGGAGGUGGCGGCGGACGGCGCCGUGACGGUCGACGCCAACCCGAGGUUGGCGGGCAAGACGCUGCUGUUCGACAUCGAGUUCGUGGGCUUCAAGGAGCUGCUGGCGCCGGCGGAGGCGCCCGCCGGUCGGGAGCUGGCCACCUUCGCCGCGGGCUGCUUCUGGGGCGUCGAGCUGGCCUUCCAGCGGGUGCCGGGCGUUGAGUCCACCUGCGUCGGCUAUUGUCAGGGGCACCAGGAGAAGCCGACGUACGAGCAGGUCUGCUCCGCGCAGAGCGGGCACACAGAGGCGGUGCGGGUCGUCUUCGACCCGCAGGUGGUGUCCUUCAAGGAGCUCCUGAAGGUCUUCUGGCCGCGCGUGGGCAAGAACGCGACCACCCUGAACCGGGCAGGCAACGACACGGGGCCGCAGUACCGCAGCGGGGUCUACUACCACAGCGAGGAGCAGAAGGCCGCCGCGGACCAGAGCGUCGCAGAGCUGCAGGCCACGCUCUCCGAGCCGAUUGUGACAGAGGUGGAGCCAGCGGCGCCCUUCUGGCUGGCGGAGGACUACCACCAGCAGUACCUCGAGAGGGGCGGGCGCGGCGGCAGCCCCCAGAGUGCGGCGAAGGGGUGCACCGACACGAUCCGCUGCUACGGGUGCAACAUGGGAUGUGGACAGGCUAAAGAGCCCAAAGGUAAGAAUUCUGGCGCCAUUCCGGAGGGUAAACCCGUCCUCCAUUAUUUCGAUAUCAGUGGGCGGGGCGAGUUGAGCAAGCUCAUCGCUGCUGUCGGUGGCGUCGAGCUCGAGGUGGUAGAGUAUCCGUUUCAGGCCAAUGGUGCAUCAGUUGCCGACAAGGCGAAGGCGGGGGCAAUGGAAUCCGAGCACACAAAAGCGGCCAAAGCGAUGGGUAUGGAAGGUUGCGGUCUGCCAAUAUUAGUUCAUGGUAGCCUCAAGAUAAACCAGAGCGCCGCGGUCCAGGAUUACUUGAUGGGUAUCGGUCCAACGUACCCGCCUGUCAACCCAGUUCAGAAGGCCAAGGAUGACAUGUUCGAGGGUGCUUUGGAGGAUGCCAUGGGUCUUGGCGCAGGCAUCGUCCUUAGUGGUUACGACGGUUCCUUGAUGGUUCCUUUCAUGGAAAAGACACUGACCCAUCUGAGCAAGUACAUUCCAGAAAGUGGGUUCGUGAACGGUUUCGACGCGCCGACCAAGGCAGAUUUGGUCAUCCUCAUCCUCACCCAGGCGCUGAUCCCGUUCAAGGCCACCUUAGGCGAAUACGAUUUUGCAAAGUUCCCCAAUGCCAAGGCUCUAGGAGAAAGGACCGCUGCAUUCCCUGCUGUUGCCAAGUGGCUCGAGCACAAGCACUGCAACCUCAAGAAGCCGCCAAUGGAUCAUCAGUACGCGCAGGUUUGUCUGGACGCGGAGAAGGCCCAUUUGAAGGCCAGCAAAGCCACCUGGGGUUUCUUGGCGCGCGCGGUCCAUAUCAUUGGGGAGUACUCCAAGGCGUUUGAGCCCCCAAUGACCCCCGUUGGUCAGCCCGUGGAGCGAAUCAGUUUGACACUCGUGGAGCACGAGAUUUAUCGCCUGCCGACUCGUGCUGAAUGGCGCUGCAGGAAGUGUAAUAUGUCGGCCAGGAGCGAAGCCACACUGCGAGUGAUGUGCAGUGGGGCUGCUAGGCGGUGCCAGGGCAGUGAUCUGGAGCGCUGCCGCGCUGACAUCAUUUUCUCUGCCGAACCCCAGGCUCGUCUCCACACUGCGAGCAGCCCCGCGGUGUCAGACCCUGUUCCUCCCUCGCUGGGCCAGGACCCCUCCUCUCCUUCCGUGCCCGACGCCGCGGUGGGGGCUGGGUUGAACGCCAUCGCUGCUCUGGGCCACAGGCCCGUCCGCCACGGUAGGGUGAUCAUCUGUCAGAGGUGCGCUGGAUACUGGAUCCUCCCCGACGGCAAAUGCCGCAAGCUUGGUCGAGUGUGCGAAGGGGAGGCCAAGGUAGCCAGCACGAUUCAGAAUCACCGCAUGUACUGGCGACACGCAGAGGCGGACGGCGCGGCGGCGAUCAUCGUCGCCGACAGCGACUUCAUGGACCAGAGGCUGGGGCACGACAGGAUCAGCUCCAGCAGCGGCGUCCCCUCGGCCGCGCUCGGCCCCGCCGCGAGCGGAGGCGGCGCCGUGAUCCUCGGCGGCGGCGAGGCGAGCGGGCCACUGUACCCCCCGCCGGUCAUCGACGAGUCGAUGUUCAGCUGCGAGCACGCGGCGCGGGCCGCCUUCGCCCAGGCGCAGCUGCUGCCUGGCGACAUCGACUGGUCUCCGGGGGAAGAAAGUCCACGGAGAUCCAGGCGUAUUCGCCGGGCUCUUCGGGCGUUUUCGAGCGUUGCGAGUUCUGUGCGCCACGGCCGUGUUCGCCAGGCUUCGGGCCUCGGGGCUAUCACAGGUCGAUCUGGCUCGACACAUGUAGCAGAAAGAUGUCGUCUAGGGCCCCGGUCGUGCUUUUCUGCGAUGCUGCAUUUUUUUGUGCAACGUCCAGAUCUCCGGGAAGAUGCCGAUUUCGCUGCCCUUCCCUGCGAACCCCGAACAUGUCCAUGUCCACGCCCUCGCGGUCUGGAUGCUGCGGCGUGA